Cooperia oncophora is the source of this 201-nucleotide messenger RNA. Lineage: Eukaryota; Metazoa; Nematoda; Chromadorea; Rhabditida; Trichostrongylidae. The record is from the annotation of a GenBank genome assembly.
AUGUACCCUGGUAUUGCCGAUCGUAUGCAGAAGGAAAUUACGGCUCUAGCUCCCAGCACGAUGAAAAUCAAGAUUAUUGCUCCCCCUGAGCGCAAAUACUCCGUAUGGAUUGGAGGAUCUAUCCUCGCCUCCUGUCCACCUUCCAACAGAUGUGGAUCUCCAAGCAAGAAUACGACGAGUCCGGACCGUCGAUCGUUCACC